This is a messenger RNA of Megachile rotundata (alfalfa leafcutting bee), 3004 nucleotides long. Its product is annotated as growth/differentiation factor 8. Lineage: Eukaryota; Metazoa; Arthropoda; Insecta; Hymenoptera; Megachilidae. The record is from RefSeq and is a predicted model, not a curated record. Gene Ontology annotation, cellular component: extracellular region. Gene Ontology annotation, molecular function: cytokine activity; growth factor activity.
CGGUGGCGGAGGUGGAGGAAAAAGAAGAGGAAGUAAAAGCAAGCGAAGCGUACGAAUUUCUAAUCCGUGCGAGAUAAAAAAAAAAUCGAACGAGUACAAGUGGAAGUAGAAGAAGAAGGAGAGGCAAAGGUGGAAGCGAAAGAAGAGGACGGAGGCAAAAUAGGCGCGACCUUCGCAGCGAGGAAACGAACGGAGAAAAAAUUGGCAAGGCGUAAGAACCAUGAAGUCGAGUAUCUGAUAGUUGGUUCGGCGAGGAAGGCCCAUCGUAACUGAUCCGACUAAAGGGUGACCUUGAGCAAGAUGGUCAGGAGGGCGCUACUACUAUUCUCGCUGUUCCUUCUCGGUGCCUUCGAUGCUCCCGGCAUCGAGAGAGCCCGCGUCAGAUAUCUGGUGAUGGCCGGUAACACCUGUAACACUUGCAGGAUGCACGAGGAGAUCAGAGCACUCAGCCUCGAAGCCAUCAAAGAACAGAUACUGAACAAGCUUGGCUUGAAACAAGCACCGAAUAUGACGGGCAGAGCUUUGCCGAGAAUUCCACCGAUUUCCAAGCUGAUGGACAUGUACGGGAUGCAGGCCGAUCAACCGCAGCCCCUCGAGCCCGGUAUCACCCACCACGAGGAGAUCGACGAAUACGCUGCCAAGACGGAGAGCGUAUUUGCUCUGGCGCAACCUCAUCAGAGGCUAAGGCACUCGAAGGGCAGCCUGGACGUGCUUUACUUUAAAUUCUCCGACAAAGUGGUGCAGCACCGCGUCACCAGGGCGGAGUUGUCUCUGUGGAUAUGGGGCACGGAGGACGGCUCCGAGGACGCGGACGAACCGGUGGAGGACGCGGAGAGCGCCGAGGACGAGGGUCCCGUCACGAUCACCUUGCAGAGGAUCGUUCGCGGCGGCACCGAAACCGGAGGACCCUCCCUGGGACCACCCUUGACCACCAAACAUCCUCGACCCAUCGGUCGCAAAGGUAACUGGGUAACGAUCGAGCUCAGGAGAAUGGUGGCCGAGUGGUUCAAACACCCGAGAGACAAUCUGGGGGUGGCGCUCAAGAUAUCCGGACCCGGUGGCAAUCAUCGUAGAAACUCGAAACUGGUCGAGACUAACCCUGCGGCCGAGUACGCGCCGUACCUAGAAGUACAGACGCAAGAACUCGACUCGAGAAGGGGCGCCAGGAUCAAGAGGAACGUAGGACUCAAUUGCGACGAGGCCAGCCAAGAGACCAGGUGCUGUCGCUACAAGCUCACUGUGGACUUUGAGAAGUUUGGAUGGGAUUGGAUCAUCGCACCCAAGAAGUACGACGCCAAUUACUGUUCGGGCGAUUGUCCGAUGGCCUUUCUGCCAGCGUAUCCAAACACCCACAUCGUCAGCCUGGCGGAGCCACCGAACAACUCUGGUCCGUGCUGCGCCCCGAGGAAACUGUCGGAGAUCACGAUGCUGUACUUCGACAACGAGUAUCAGAUCGUCUUCUCGCGGUUGCCGGGCAUGGUCGUCGAGAGAUGCGGAUGCUCAUAGUCCACCUUUCGGUUCGAGAAUAGCGACGCCGAGGAAGACACCGAAGAAGCCGAGGAAGGAGCUAUCUUCGAUCGUGCUUUUCUUUCUAUCGUUUUCCUUAUUUUUUUAAGAGCGCUGCUCGAUCGGUGUCGUUGCGCGAUCCUCGACGGUUCGAUGGACUAAACAGUGCCUUGUUUCGGGUGUCUCGAGUGUGCGAACUUGCAUUCACCGGCACAACGGUCGGCAACGACGCGAAAGGACAAUGAUCGGAAGUUUGGAGCGUCCAUUCUUCCGCCUAGUAAUAUUAGCAAGACAUUUUGAAAGUCUAUAGGUCCAUGAUAAGGCGGAUAGUUCCUAGAGUCACGGUAUUAUUAUUAAGACGUCGAUGCGUUUGCACCUGAUCUAUGAGAACGACCGCGAAACAACCUAUUUUUUAUAUGGGAACCUAUCGCAUCGAGUUUCUCGGAUACCGUUUUCGACAAUCGAUCUUUUACCGAGUUAGAAUUUUUACGAGUCGCGCGAAACCGAAGCAAACGUUUUAUCGCGAUGUUCCCUCGCGCAUUCGACGCGAGAAUACGAAACGAUUUUGGUAGUCGUUGCUGAUCGGUGGAAACGCGUUGGCUACGAGAUCUCGGUGUACAGUGAAUCGUUAUUUUUUUUCUUUUCUUCCCCUUCUCGUCUUUGCGCUCCAUUUCCGUUUUUUCUCGACGAUAGUACGCGAGUACUUUAUCUCUGUCUUUUAAGGAUUUUAGGACAGCGAGGCUCCGUGUAAAUACCAAGCUUUCCAACCGAUCUUCGCGAAUCUCCACCGAGAGAAUCGCGAGGAUUUCACUUGUAAAACGCGUAUCUUUAAGUGUAUCGAAUCGGCGAUUAGCAUCGCAAAAUAUUACCCGAAGGUGUCACCGUCCGAUACGUUCGGACUAACAUUUUUCACGCGAAAGUACUCUUUAGAAAGAAUAAGGUUGUUCUCCAGCCGCGAUUCGGUAAAUUAUGGUAGUGUCGUUGUGAUAUCUAGCUGCUUGGCUCUGUGUAACGCCGAUCGGAUGAGCAUACCAUUGUUUAUAAGCUUUCCGAGUCUCUCUCUCUCUCUCUUCGUACGUGUUGAGAAUCUAUCGUAACCUUUAUGGAGACGCAAACGUCUUUUUAUUCCUUUUCCUCGCAAAAUUUCACGAUCCGAAAGCGAUGUUUUCGUUUGAAAAUCUCGUGAAAAUUUGUACGUCCUUUCCUUCCGUUUGUUUUUUCAACGUACCUAUAAUUAAAAAACACAAAAAAAAAAUAACGAAAUUGUGUACUUCCAGUAUCCAAGGGCGGCGAAUAUUGCAUACUUAUACGUACAUAUACGUACACGUAUACGCUAGCGCGCGAGUGGCGCGCACGUGCACAUACACAUGCAUGCAUCCACACACACAAACACACAUACACAUACACACGUACGGGCGCGCGCAUAAAACGUGUACUUCCUAGGUAGAGAGUAUUCAUAGGAUAUUUAUUCGCUGAAAUAAAUGGUUUUUUCGAUGAA